CUUACAGGAGAAAAAUCUGGCAACUUUGGAGAACCAACAAACAGACUAAAUCGUGGUCAGCCCUGUACUGUAAUUGUAUUCAUAUCUUUCGCGAAUUCAUCUCAUAUGACAAUAGACAAUAGAAAAGCAUGUCGUCAAACGAAAAUACGGGUAUACCCUAUACUGGAGCGUGGUCAAAAGGCCCGCCUUCUGACAUUCAGGCAAGAAGAAGACCAGGUCAAUCGUCUGUGGAUAGAGUCAUAAACACUGUCAAGACUAACGAGGCGCAGAACCAGAUGGAGCCUCGCCUCACAACACCACCAGGCCCAGAGAAUGGCACCAGGCCCCAAAGAGAGCAACAGCUCACUCUGCCCAAGGUUCCCACCCAGCUGUCGGCCACAGCUAAAGAGUUUGUUCCGCAGAGCAAAGUGCUGCCACAGAGCGCCCCUGGUGCUGAUAGCGCGCAAGUUGGGCUGACAGUGGAAGCUGAAGAGUUUGUGCCAGCAGAACAGGGAGACUAUUACUACGACCAGUACUAUCAGAGUUAUGAUUACAACAGCGGUCUGGGCUUUGACAUGAACAGCUUCAGCGCUCUCUCCAUCGGGGACCACUCUGGCGGUCAGCUUGACCAGUCCCAGGGGCCUAGCGGGGGGCCCAUCCUGGAUCGUUUCGCCAACGCCCUCUACCGGCUGAACAUGAGCCCCGGCAACAUGGAGGAGUACCUGCGUCCUAUCUGCGACCUGAUCAAGAACUGUCCGAAGGACGUCACGGAGAAGAUCAUGAACGACAUGGUGGAGAGCUUGUUUGAGCAGAGUAUCCAAGAGCCAAACUUCAGGUACACAGGCGCCAGAAUCUGCCAGUACCUGAGUAGCAACUUGAAGAGUAACACCUUCUUUUCCGGAUUUCAUAAAGUACUAAUGAGAAGAUGUCAGAAAGACUACGAGAAGAGAGAGGAGCUGAUCAGUGGCAGUCCAGAGGACCAGACUUGGCUCAGGGGGCUGGCCAUGUUCAUGGCAGAAAUCUUUCUCAACGUGGAGAUAGAGCAAGAGAACGGAACGGUGUCUCGUCUUCACUACUUGCCGAAGGUGUUAACAGACUUCAUCCACACACUUUUGUCCCGUCCCACCGAACAGGAAGUGAAAUGUUGCUGCCAACUGCUGAAGCUUUCCGGGGCCUUGAUCGAGGACGGUGCCAAGCAUAAUGGGAGUUUGUGUGAGCUGUUUGAAGGCAUCUUCACGCAGCUGGCAAAGUUGCAGACCAGAGGGGAGUUGACCCCAAACACGAAGGCCUUGGUGGGGAGCGUGAUACAGCUCAAGGAACAGAACUGGUACAGGAACUCGUCUUCACCGCCGAAGAAACCCUCGUUUCCCUGCGCGCCGGAGCCCCCUCCGUUUCAGCAAGAGCCGGUGUUCUUCAACAACUGCGGCGUCCCCUGCUCGAGGAGAGAGGCCAAUCUGCCAGAGGAGGAUCUGCUCGACGACGAGGCCUACGUGCUGAACGAGGAGGAGGAGGCGGCCUUCCUGGCCUGGCAGGAGGAGGAGGGGCUCACCUCGGAGCGGGGGCCCUGGGGCUUCAACGACACGGGCUACGAUUCGUACAAUCUGGACAUGUCGGACGAGGGAGGCAUGGGGGACGAGGUGGAGGCAGCCUACGAGGAGUUUCUACAGGAGCAGAACCACUACAGCGGUCGCUCGGGCCAGAACAACAACAGUCGCGGAGGAGGAGGAGGUCAAGGUCACAUGAGGUCGGAGCAGCAGCAGCAGCCGCAGCCGCAACAUUACAUCCCUCCGCACGCCCAGCAGAUGCCCCAUCCUCCCCCAGGAGGUGCGCCCGUCUGGUACCCGUCUCAUCAGCUGCAGGGAGGCGCGUGUCCGCCCGACUACACCGGCUACCCAGGCUUCGCGCCGCUACCCCCACAGCAGCCCCACCACCAUCAGCAGCAGCAGCAGCAGCAGCACCACCACCAACAGCACCAUCAGAAUCAGAGACAGCCUGCCCCCCAGCAACAACAUCAACAACAACAACAACAGCCGCCACAUUCCCACGGCGGUGGCUUCCCCCCUCGCGGCUACUACUAGUGCCACCAGCGGUUGUCUGUGUGUGUGUGUGUAUUCGUUUAUGCUCUGUGAGCAGUUUCAGGGAGAUUGUUUUUGGGGGUUUGUUUUUUUUGUGUGGUUUUUUUUCUAUCUCCUCUUUUGGCUGUUAUUUUGCUAUCAGUCAGCAUCUUUUUCCAUACUGUUUUUGUUAUCUACGGGGUUUUUUGUUUUUUUGUUUUGUUUGGGUUUUUUUCUUUUCUCCACACGGCCCGUCCCCACUCCCCUCCCUGUCCCUCCCUCCUUCCCUCCUUCCUUCCUUCCUCUCUACAUUGUACAGAUUUUUUGUCCAUACAAAUUUUGUAAUUUCAACUACGCAAAUGCAUUUUGCUUUGCUUUUUGAGCACGGGUCCUUGGCAUACAGUUUGACGGGACGACUCGUAUGGUGUCCGAUGCCGAUGAUGAUGGUAAUAGCUAACUGACGUAGCUAAGUGUGCGUGCGUGUGUGUGUGUCAGCACUUGAUAGUCAGGCAUGUUUUGUUUUUUCUUUUGUUUUUCUUUUUUUUUCCUGCUGUUGGAGUUGUUCCAUUAUGGUCAUCGCAGUUCGCUAACUGCGUAGGGUUAACAUUUGAAAACUCUGGUCUUAGGACACAAUUUGACCCAUGCACAAUCUUAAAGAUCAGCUCUCACAUCUCACCUUUUAAUUUGCGUCAAUAAUUUAUGGCUAUUUAAAUGUAAAUAGUAAAAAUCAAGAAGCAGAAAACCUGUAUUAGACCAAUAAAACUUUUUUUUUUUUUUCACAUUUUCUUGGAAAUAUCCGAAUGCUUCAUGCUGCGCGGAUAGCGAAAUGCACUGACGAUAUCUAUGUUUUUGAUAUGACAUCGUUACAACGUCGUUACAACAUCGUGGUGAGCGGUCAUUGCUGUUGGUGUGUGGGAGAAGGCUCAAGUGUCUUUCGUUCGUUCAGCGCGGAGUUUGCCCUUUGGGUACCACUUUGGAAUGGCUAUUUAUAAUGUAAUGACGGUAUCUUGGGAGAGAUAUUAUUAUGUUUCACUUCUGUUGUAACGUUGCUGUGUGUGUGAGACGAGAGAGGUUGCGUUUGUGGUGGCCUACAGUCUUGACAGUCGGCGAGCGAGGGUACUGCGAGGUCAGGCGUGGGCAGAAGUUACGUGUGGGAGGAGGGCAGAAAAUGACGGAAGUUGUGAAUGACUUGUGUUGUUUGAGCAGUUCCUUGGGCAUUACACUGAUGUAUCAUGUAGGUUAGUCUUACCAGGGAUGGGGAUUUACGGUACGUCUAAUGGACACAUCUCAUGUCAUGAAGUGUUUGUUUUUUUAAACAGAAUUCGCUGACCUUUUGGCCUCGGAGGACCCCCAGCUAUGUUCAUUUUGUGUCCAGAUUUUUCAUUAAGGCUGAAAGGAUUUGCAAACUUUUUUUUCUGUUGCCAUGUUUUAUUUGCGUAGAGAGCUUGUUAUGAAAAUGGACUUGACCAUUUGUAACAAAUAUUUCUUCAACAUAAUAGACUUCGCGAUUUCAUUUGUAACAAAAAUUUCCCCAAAAUUUCUUUUGUAACAAAUAUUUCUUCAAAAUAAUAAAUAGACUUCAUGAUUUCAUUUGUAACAAAUAUUUCUUCAACAUAAUAGACUUCGCGAUUUCAUUUGUAAACUAUAUUUCCCCAAAAUAGUAAAGAAAAGUUCCCAUAGCAUCAAGUUUCUUAGAUCUGGAGGGUGUAUUCACUAUAAAACAGCGCGAGGAAAUAUUAUCUCAAGUAUUAUAAUACUAAUAUCUCAAGUUUGUAGCUUUGGACUCUGCACUGUUAGGAAUUGAACCCAUGGCUUUUUUGGGGGGGGUCUCUAGUCCAAUAGCCCUAACUAGUGGCUCUCUAAAGCCCUGUUUUCUAACGGCUGUGAAAAAGUGCUUUUUCUUUCCUAUCAAACAUCUAUCGUCCUUAUCUCCCCUUCUUCUUUUUUUUUUUUUUGUUGCUCUCU
Molecule: messenger RNA, 3998 nt
Organism: Aplysia californica (California sea hare)
Lineage: Eukaryota; Metazoa; Mollusca; Gastropoda; Aplysiida; Aplysiidae
Product: polyadenylate-binding protein-interacting protein 1
Exons: 12
Coding region: 129-2057 (642 amino acids)
Biological process (GO): regulation of translational initiation
Molecular function (GO): RNA binding; protein binding; translation activator activity
Source: RefSeq, a predicted model, not a curated record